Messenger RNA from Hordeum vulgare subsp. vulgare (domesticated barley), 2050 nucleotides. RefSeq lists its product as uncharacterized. The transcript is spliced from 2 exons. The record is from RefSeq and is a predicted model, not a curated record. Lineage: Eukaryota; Viridiplantae; Streptophyta; Magnoliopsida; Poales; Poaceae. Bases 350 to 1732 code for a protein of 460 amino acids.
UUAUGUGUUGAAUUGAGAACCGCUUGAGAAUAUGUGAUCCGGAGACUUUCUUCGGCUGGUCCGAUCUUACUUACUUCUGUUCUUAUAUGCAUGUGUCCUCUUGUUGCAAUUUCUUUCUUAGUACAGUAACAUUUUUUUCUUCCAACUGUUAGACAGCGCUUCUUCUGUAUUCAGUUAGCCCACCCACGUACUGCACCUGUCCGCCAUCGUGGGGCACUGCAUGCGGCCACUAGCCUGGAGUAGUGGCACACGACCUGUAGUAGUGGUACACGAUCAGCUCGGCUGAGCCAGCAACCUGUAUAUGUGUUGAAUCCUACUCUUCUUCCCUGCCCAACCUCUCUACUCUAACAUGGUAUCAGACACCGGCGGCCUGUCCACUCCCUCUGCACAGGCCACCGAUCCUGCUUCCGCUCCUGCCAUGGACGGCAACCCCGUCCUCUCUCCCCGUUCCUCCGUCGACGGUGCUGCUGGCGUUCUCGUCGACGGCCCCCUGUUCGCCGAACCCCAGCAGCUCGUCGCCCCGGCCACACCGCCUCCCUCUGUCCCCUCUGCAGUCCUUCAGACUGUCGACAUCCGCCGCCAGGUUCCGGUCGUCCUCGAUCUCCUCGCUGGCAACUACUCCCAAUGGCGGCGCCACUUCGAUACGGCGAUCGGCAUGUUCGGUCUCCGUGACCACAUUGAUGCCGCGGCGGUUCCUCGUCCCAACGAGCACGCGUGGCAGAUGGCGGAUCACACCGUGGUCCAUUGGCUCUAUGCCACCAUCUCCCCGGAGCUCCUGGAUGCCGUCAUGCAGCCCGAGGACACGACCCUCGCCGUGUGGCUCGCCGUCGACGAGCUCUUCCGCAACAACCAGCUCGCGCGCGCCGUCUACAUCGACGCCGAGUACCACGCCGUCGUUCAGGGCGAUCUGACGGUGAUGCAGUACUGCACCAAGCUCAAGACCUUCGUCGAUCAACUCCGCGACUUGGGUCAGCCUGUGACCGAGUCGCGCCAGGUCUUCCACCUUCUCCGUGGCCUCAACCGCCAGUUCCACUCCGUCGUUCCCCACAUCACCUGCCAGGACCCGUUGCCAUCGUUCCUCCAGGUGCGCUCCUUCCUUCUUCUGGAGGAACACCGUGCUGCGCAGGCGACUCGCCAACAGUCCACCCUUGCUCUCUUUGCUGGGCGCGGCUCUUCUUCGACUACAGCGCCGCCUUCACCGCCAUCAGCCGCCGACAACCCGCGUGGCCGCGGCCGUGGCCGUGGCCAACGUCGCCGUGGUCAAGGGAACGGCAGUCCCUCUGCUCCACCCGCGCCUCUGGCGCCGUGCCCGUUCGGCUAUCCCGCGCCGGCUCCUGGCGCCAAUUCUUGGACGGGUCUCGUUCAGGCCUGGCCCAUGCCGUGGCGUGCCCCCGGCACUGGUGUUCUCGGGCCCCGCCCCGGCACACCCCACCAACAGGCCAUGUUUGCGGCCCCUGCCCCGUACGGCUACGGCGCGCCCGGCGCGCCUCCUGCCAGCUACGGCGCCCCUGGUGGACUGCCUCCCACCUACGGCUCCCCCGGCGCCAGUUCGUCCACCGCGCCGCCGCCUCAGCCGUGGGACAUGCACUCGCUGCAGGCCGCGCUCCACAGCGCCACUUUCGGUCCCUCCUCGUGCGGCGCUCCCGCGGACUGGUACCUCGACUCUGGCGCGUCAUCCCACAUGUCCAACUCCCCUGGACCUUCGAACCAGGGCGGUGAUUCUCCGAUGUGAUUCUGACGGCGAUCUGUACUCAGUUGGUCGUCCGACGCUCCCGUCCCGCUCUGCCUUCGCCGGCCUCGCCGACUCCACCUUAUGGCACCAACGGCUCGGGCAUGCCUCGCUUCGUCUGGCUGCUGAUCACCUCGGCUUCACCAAGUCCGCGCCGCACUCCUGCCAUGCCUGUUGCUUGGGCAAACACACCCGUCUUCCUUUUAGUAGUUCUGCCAGCACCAGCAUGUUUCCCUUUCAUGUUUUGCAUCUUGAUGUAUGGACUUCUCCCGUUGUAAGCAUCUCCGGCUAUCAGUUCUAUUUGGUUGUGCUCGAUGAUUA